AUGGAUCAAAAUUCAGAAGACCUUUUUUUUGAUUAUCAGUUUUGGAUGAGAAAACUUUGUUUAUGGGACCAGGUCUCCAUAUUAGAAAUCCAGCAAGAUACAUGUGCUCACCUUCCUCAGUUCCUGGACUUCCUGAGGAGACUAUAUGAUGCUUUGAAAGAGAUGAAUUCUAAUGCAAUUAUGGAAAGAUUCCCCACAAUUGGUCAACUGUUGGCAAAAUGUUGCUGGAAUCCUUUUAUUUUAGCUUAUGAUGAAAUCCAAAAAAUUCUAAUGUGGUGCUUAUGUUGUCUGAUUAACAAAGAACCACAGAAUUCUGGAGUACCAAAAUUCUGGAGUACCUGGAUUCGGAAUUUAUUAUGCCAGAUGCUUUCGGUGUUUAGAUUUAAUUUGCAAGAAUUGAGUCUUUUCUGUCAACGUCUUGGGUAUACAUCUGCAGGUUAUUACCCUGAUUUACUUAAAAAUAUGAUUUCAUCAUUAAUUUCUGAACUCAGAGAGAAUCACCUUAAUGGAUUUAAUACUCAAAGACGAAUGACUUCUCAACAAAUCACAUCCCUGUCAUGGGUUUGCUUGCCCCUGCUCACUCUUAAAGAUUUUGAGCCCCUGGUGGAGUCUCUGCUCAUCUACCAUGGACAUGAACCACAGGAAAUUCUCUGGCCUGAGUUCUUUGAAGCUGUAAAUGAAGCUGUUGUACUGAAGAAGAUUUCUCUGCCCACAUUGUAUACAGUCUGCCUCUGGCUUCGUCAUCUUCCCAGUCUUGAAAAAGCAAUGCUGCAUCUUUUUGAAAAGCUAGUCUCCAGUGAGAGAUAUUGUCUGCAGAGGAUGGAAUGCUUUAUAAAAGAUUCAUUGCUACCUCAAGCCGCCUGUCAUCCGGCCAUAUUCAGAAUCGUGGAUGAGAUGUUCAGGAAGUUGAAGUUUGCACUCAAGACCUACUUUCCUUAUGCAUCUCCAGCUCUUGUCAUGGAACUACUCCAGCAUCCUAAAGAUAUCCCACAAAGACUUUGGUGCCAGAAGUUGAAGCACAUUUCUGAAAUGCUCAGACCAGUAGUUGAAGGCCAGACCCAUGGAUCCUGUGGAGAUAUCUUUGAGAGCUGGUUUUUGUUCAUUCACUUUGGUGGAUGGGCUGAUAUUGCAAUUGAACAGUUGCUGAUGUCAGAAGCUGACCCAUCAGAGGCCCUGCUGUGGCUCCUAGCUUUUGCCUCCAGCCCUUAUGACCAGAGUCAACAGAGAGUACAAACCAUGGUGGAAGUGAAGGCAGUCCUGGAUCACCUUAUGAAGCUCUUCAGGAGCAGCUCUCUCUCUGGCCAGGAUUUGCAGGCCGUGGCUGGUGAGAACAGAGAGAUGGACCCCAGGCCACCUGCAUGUCAGCAGCUCAUCAGGCGCCUCCUCCUCAGCUUUGUGCUCUGGGCUCCUGGAGGCCAUACCAUUGCCAGGGCAGCCAUCACCUUUUGCUCCCUCCUCUCCAUAAGAAAGCAGUGGGAUUCCCAUAAGAAUGUGCCCAUGAAGCAUCCACAGUGCUCACCAAUGUGCAAACCAGGCUGUGUUAUCACAUGA
Molecule: messenger RNA, 1551 nt
Organism: Elephantulus edwardii (Cape elephant shrew)
Lineage: Eukaryota; Metazoa; Chordata; Mammalia; Macroscelidea; Macroscelididae
Gene: FANCC
Product: Fanconi anemia, complementation group C
Exons: 14
Coding region: 1-1551 (516 amino acids)
Biological process (GO): interstrand cross-link repair; nucleotide-excision repair; cellular response to oxidative stress
Cellular component (GO): Fanconi anaemia nuclear complex
Source: RefSeq, a predicted model, not a curated record